Messenger RNA from Kwoniella shivajii, 273 nucleotides. RefSeq lists its product as uncharacterized. Gene Ontology annotation, molecular function: proton transmembrane transporter activity. Gene Ontology annotation, biological process: proton motive force-driven ATP synthesis. The transcript is spliced from 4 exons. The coding region runs from base 1 to 273 and encodes 90 amino acids. The record is from RefSeq and is a predicted model, not a curated record. NCBI's taxonomy places the organism in Eukaryota, Fungi, Basidiomycota, Tremellomycetes, Tremellales, Cryptococcaceae.
AUGGCUACUCCUACUACAAACGUCGUUAGAUGGUCCGCUCUCGUGGGUGGUAUCUUUUAUGGUAUUUUCCACCAAUCUACAUUACAGGCUAAAUACGAUGAGAAGAAGGCUGCCCACGCUGUUCACCACCGAGCACAUUUGAUCGAGGAGGCUAAGAAAGCUUAUGCUGCUAAGAAGGCUGAGAAGACUGCAGGAUCAGGAUUAAUCACCGACAUUGAGGACCCCAAAUUCGACCUGGAAAAAGUUAUCGAGAGUUGGACCAAGGAUUCAUAG